This is a messenger RNA of Gymnodraco acuticeps, 6217 nucleotides long. Its product is annotated as up-regulator of cell proliferation-like. Lineage: Eukaryota; Metazoa; Chordata; Actinopteri; Perciformes; Bathydraconidae. The record is from RefSeq and is a predicted model, not a curated record. Gene Ontology annotation, molecular function: GTP binding.
CAGAGGACCGGCAGAUUUCUGGUAGUUUGUUCCAGAUAUUUGCAGCAUAAUAACUGAACGCUGCUUCUCCAUGUUUAGUUCUGCGUCAUUCAAACAGUAGUUCUGUUCUUUGUAAUGGUUCCAAAUACAACAUAUUCAAAUAACUUACCUAGAGUUGGUCUGAUAAUGUUCACUGAAAAUAACGGCAUAUAAUCAAUGGAUGACAAAUACUUCUUAAUGUGAGAUGUUUUGGUUUGAUUGCAACUGAUCUGCAAUGAAUAAGCAAUAACACAAUGUGUGCUUCUUUGAAAGUAAAGUAAAAAGCUUUAUUUUUUUUACCUUUUUUAGGUUUCAAAGCACAGGGGAGUUGAAGGACAAGUCAGACCAUGUCUACAAACACAGGUGAAGAACAUGCAGUCCUAAUCACCUUUCUCUCCAAACUGGGACUGGAGUCAUUUUAUCCCAACAAGCUCACUCUUCGGUCUCUAUUGGAGAUCAACAAAAACAGCAUAAAUGAAGAAGCUGCCUCAUCAGUACAGAAAAUACCUUGGUGCUUUCUCAGUAAACUAUUUAAACUCAAUGCAGAAUGCAGGGGCUGUACACAAGUAUCAAACAGUGAUGAUGAGGAAGAAAGCAGUGAUCCCCUUGAACUUGACCUUUACACUGCAGACGAUAGGGUUAACCCUCUCGACCUCGUAACAGCACUCUUCCUUUGUGCUGACAGCUUCUUGCAACAGGAAAUGGCCCUCAAGAUGUCAAUGUGCCAGUUUUCUGUCCCACUGCUGAUGCCCCAUGUCAAUAACAGUCAGAGUACACUGAUGCUUUGGGCUCUGAGGGACAUUGUCAAAGAGUGGUGUCCACACCUGUCUGAAUCAAGAGGCUUUGUUGAAAACCACAUUGUCCAAGCAAAGAUACCAUUCUUUUCCUUUGUGAGGCUCCAUAAUUGUAGUUUGUCCAAGUCCCAGAUUUUGAAUCAAGUUCUCAGCCUUGGCCAGCAGUAUCACAAUUACUUCAUACACAGAGACAUGAAAGGAGGAGCAAUUGAAAGACACAUUGCCAAUGGCUUGGCUGAGGUGUGCUGGUACCUUCUCAGAGGCAGAGAUUAUCCUGAUGUAUUUCCAGACCCAAUUGCAUUUGCCAAUCUGAGAGGAAACAUUUCUGAGUCACUUGCUCAGUUCACUUUUCUGUUUCAAGUGUCAACUGCUACCUUUGUUUUGCUGGACACAAUUGAAAAAGAGGAGCAUGAGAUUCUGACUUCUCUUCAAGAUGCGAAAUCCAAACUGUUCUUGGUUGUUAACCGCAAGGAUGGAAGUUCAAAAGAGGACAUGGAGUCUGUCAGGAAAACAGUGAAAGAAUUAGAUUUGCCAAACAGCAGUGUGAAAGUUAAAGACCCAAGAGUAAAUGUUGUGGAGUUUUCAGAUAAACUUUCUGCAGCCAUUAACAAGAUAACAGUUGGAACACUACCAAUGAGCAUUGAAAAUAUGCUUCAGAAAGCUGUUGAACUUGGUCUGUCUGUGGACGAAUGCACAAGUGGUGACCAAAAGAAAACCGCUGAGAAGAUUGUCAAAGGAAUUAGGGCGCAGAAGAUACCAGAUUACAAGAGAAAACAGCUUCCUCUGCAAGGCGCUGACUGGAAAAGGUUAUCGCAGUUAGAGAAAAAUGAAUGUAGGUUGAAAAUAAAUGGUAAUGUAAAACCGGAAGAAUAUAAAACUCAGCUGCAGAGAGAAAGACAACAAAUCAAGGAGAAGCUUGGCAAACAGAAUCUAUCAGAUGAUAUGAAGAGUUUCAUUGAAAAGUUACCUAAAAAUGAGAACAAGAGCAGAGAUUUCUUCCUUAAGUGGAUGAAACUCAAACUGGAUGCUCAUUCACGGGAUCAGCUAUCUUCAAUCUGCCACAAAUGGACAGAACAAAGCAACAAAAAGGACAAAGAUGUGAAAGCGAUUGCAAAGCUGGAUCAGGAGUUGCUGGAAAGCUCAUUAGGGAUAGAGCAUUACAUGAGAGAGAUGGGACUGAUCUAUGAGUUCCUGCAGUCACAAAACUCUGCUGAUGAAGUACAUCGUCUCCCUGGUUUGGCAGCUGAACUGCUGUUGGAUGGAUAUCCUUUAGAGCUCUUGGAUGGAGAUGCUUCCAACAUCCCAGAGAAAUGGGUGACAGAUGUACUAAUGGAGCUACACAGGAAGGUUGGAGAGAAGAGCAGACUGUUGGUACUGACCGUGUUGGGUGUUCAGAGCACCGGGAAGUCAACACUCCUCAACACCAUGUUCGGUGUGCAGUUUGCAGUCAGCAGUGGCAGAUGCACAAGAGGAGCGUAUAUGCUCUUCCUCAGAGUAAGUGAUGAUAUGCAACACCAGCUGAACUGUGACUUCAUAGUUCUCAUUGACACAGAGGGCCUCAAGGCUCCUCAGUUGGCACAACUAGAAGACAGUUAUUGGCAUGACAACCAGCUGGCAACCUUUGUCAUUGGUUUAAGUGAUGUCACAAUUAUCAAUGUUGCUUCAGAGAACUCCACAGAAAUGAAAGAUAUCCUGCAAAUUGCAAUCCAUGCAUUCCUGAGAAUGAAGAAAAUUGGUAAAAAGCCAAUUUGUCAUUUUGUGCACCAGAAUGUUGCUGGAGUCUCUGCUCAUGCAAGGACCUUGACAGAGAGACAACAUCUCUUGGACCAACUCAAUGAAAUGACUGAAAUUGCUGCAGAAAUGGAAAAGCAUCCCACUAUAAAGAGAUUCACAGAUGUGCUGGACUAUGACAUAAAAGAAAACAACUGGAACAUCCCCGGACUCUGGCAUGGGACUCCACCUAUGGCUUCAGUGAACACAGGUUACAGCGAAGCUGUAGCAGAUUUCAAGAAAAACCUCUUGGAGACAGUGAAAAAAGACAAAACCGGUGAUGUUUCACGGAUUCCAGAGUUUCUAGAAUGGGUAAGAAGUCUCUGGAAAGCAGUCAAAUAUGAGAACUUCAUCUUCAGUUUCAGAAACACUCUCGUGGCUCAUGCUUAUGACAACCUUUGCAAGGAGUUCAGUCAAUGGGAAUGGAAAUUCAAAAAAGACUUGAUCUUUUGGCAGGAUGGGGCAAAGUUAGAGAUCUUCAAUUCUGACAACCAAACACAUGUGAACACUUGGAAGACAUUGGUUGCCUCAAUAAAAACACAGUUGAUCGCCAGAAUAGAGGGUGGACGAACAGAAAUGGACGAGAAACUUGAUGACUACUACAAAAGGAAAGACAUACAUGUGAAUCUUGUAGAGAAAUACAAAAUUGACUUUAUCAACCGUAUCAGAAGUCUUAAAGACGAAUUCCAACAUUCAGUAAACAACGCAUUGGAUUGUGCGCUUGAAGAAAAAAAAAGUUUGAAAGAAGCUCAGGACAUUCAAAGCAAACAGAGAGAAAUGAUUGAAAAAGAAGUAAUGAAACUCCUGAGCGAUCGCAAACACUGCAUCGAACAACAGUUGGAACUUUCUGAAGAAGAAUUGAAACGUGACUUCGAAGAGAUGUGGACAAAAGUCACUGCAAAUGUGUCUGGACUGAAAGAACUAAACAUAUCUGAAAAAGUCCUUCAACAGUUGAGGAUACAUUUCUCAAAUCGUAACUUCAAUGAGGAAUUACAGAAUAUUAAAGAUCUAAAGGACAUAGUCAAGGGCCCAUUUAAAGUCAAAACUGAACAUGUCCAAGGUGUAAAGUAUUACGCAAAUGUAAUUAUUGCAAAGAUUUGGAAAAAAAAAGGUAUAAAGAGAGAAUUACAGAGAAAUGUAGACUACUUAAUUGAGUGUAUCACACGGUCUGUAUGUGAUAUUGCAAAGACUGAUGCAGAUUACCAUGACUCUUUAACAAAGGAUCUUUUGGAAAAAGUAGAUGAAUCCCUUAAAUCCUGGACUUUCAAUCCCAAGUUUGAGAUUGACCUGAAGCUUCACAUUUGUGGCAUUGCCUCAAGAGAGUUUCUUCAAAUGCACAGAAAUGUCUUGUCGGCAAGGGAUCCCAAAAUUCAGCUGAAGAAGUACGAGCCUCAGUACUUGUUGGAUUUUAUCGAUCUAUACAAAAAGAGAGAUCAUUGCCAACGCAAAGCAAAGGCUUUUGUCAGGCUUUGUAUCAAACCUGCUGUGGAAGAGUACAUCAGUAGACAUCUGGGAACCAACAUUGUGGAUGAAGUUUUGGCAGGCCGCCAUUCAGCAGAGUACAGUUCACGAAACUUUUUCCAGUACAACAUUCAGGAAGAGUUGCUGCAAAAGGAAGACUUUCAGAGUUUUGUCAAGUUCAUUCGUAAAUAUGAAAUUUAUGUAAAGGAUUUUAUAUUUCAGCACAUCUUGCAAGAAAUGUCAGAGGACAAAACUUUAUGCAAACUGAAAAGUGAGAAUCUGAAAGUCAUAGUUAAGAAAAUAACAGAUGCAACUGAAAGGGCCUCAAAAGGAGAGGAUGGUGUCCUGCUGCCAGAUAACAAGGAAAGCAUCACAGAGCUCAUCAAAAACAUGCGCACAUUUUUGACCAAAGAUGUCUCUCUUUCAGAAGAGGCUGAAAAAACCGCCCUGUUUCAAAUCCAAAGCACAUGCCAUCCAUUUAAAGAGAGCCUCGUCAAAUCAUUGAGUGAAAUGAAUGAACAGCUGCAGGAGGAGUUCUCAACAUCUGAAGACAUCACAGAGACUGUGAACAAACUUGCAACCAAACCACAGGAUGAGCUUUUCAAUCGGGUGUUUGGUUGUGGACAACAAUGUCCAUUUUGUAAAGUUCCUUGUGAAGCCGGAGGUAAAAAACAUAAGGAACAUCAUGCAGCUGUUCAUCGGCCACAAGGUCUCGGUAGAUACAGCUAUGAAGGCACUGAGAAGCUGGUGGAAACACUGUGCACAACUGACGUUCACAGUGAAUGUAAAUUCAGAUGUGUAGACACUAAUGAAGAGUGGCAUCCUUACAAGGACUACAGCACGAUCUACCCAGACUGGCUCAUUCCUCCAGACUACACCAGGGAGGCAUCUGACUACUGGAAGUAUGUCCUGGUUAAAUACAAUGAGAGAUUUGCCCAAGAAUAUAACGCCAAGCCAGCUGAUGUUCCAGAAGCAUGGAGGAAAAUUACAAAGGAACAAGCACUGAAAGGCUUGAAGGAAGCCUUCAACAUUACAUGAACAACAUGUGAUCCUGACAAAUAUCUCUUAAAAAACAACAUUUAAACAUGGGAAGAUUUUUCAUAUCCAAAUGUACAGAGAAAAACAAAAAAACAGGGCAAAAAUACCAAACAGAUCAAAAAUGUAAAAAAUGAUAAAGUUGACUGCACCAUGAUGUUUACUGGCAUCCUUCAGUCUGUUACUAUUUUUAAGAUUACAAAUGUUUUGUUUUUCUUUAUCAAUCUUCUAUAAGACCUCAUGUACAAUGACUGGUAGGCACGAUACUGAUGUCAACAAAAAAAGGAACAAUUCUUUACAUCGUUAUGUUCUGUCUAUUUUCAAGAUAUUGUAUUCCUGUAAUGUGAACAAAAUUAUACUCAAAAUGAUGUACAUCAUAGUCCACCUGAAGAAAGACAUCAUGUUAUUUGUUUCUGUCAUUUUAGUUUUGUAACUACAUUUCAUUAAACUGUCUUAAACGUUGUGCAUUAUAACAAAGUUGAUGUCAAUGAUAACGAUGGUUUACUACAAAGACCGUGUUGGAGACAGAGAGAUGUAAAUGUCCGCAUGACUCAUGUAUUGCUUCACAUUUGAGCUUUUAAGUAACACGUUUUGCAGAUAAAAACCAGGAGGACACAAUUAGGAGAUUUGAUACCAGUAUGGGAAUAAUACAUAAAGAUACAAAUGACUUGCUUUUUUUUCUUGUUUUAUAAUGUGUACUCAUUCCUUGUGUUCAUGCAAUGAUGUCUAAAGACCAUGUGAUGAGAUCAUGUUUGUUUUGUUUUACUACUUAGUAUUACUUUCUCCACCGUUUUUCUUUUUUUGAUUUUAUUAUUCACCAUUUAUUGUAAAUAUAAACGUUGAAGUGUUCUUGGAGAGUACAUAAGCCAGCCUCAGUUGAAGUACUGUAAGUGCAUGUUGAUGACGUUUUGCUUCAUGUGCAAAUACUGUGGCAUCCUUCACAUCUUGUUGAUGAGGAACUUUUGAUUUUCAUUCUUUUAACGGAUAAUGAUGUGAUGAACAAGUCAGAAAGAAGGACUGAUUGCUCAGAUUACACGAGUUUUAUUUUUUGAUGAUUGCUCUUUUCAUAAAGACUAGUGCACAAAUAUAAAGAAGCUGAUGUUGUUGAUAAUGUUAAAAUACAAGAACAGAGAAACAGA